Messenger RNA from Linnemannia hyalina, 1455 nucleotides. NCBI's taxonomy places the organism in Eukaryota, Fungi, Mortierellomycota, Mortierellomycetes, Mortierellales, Mortierellaceae. The record is from the annotation of a GenBank genome assembly.
AUGGACAAGCCUGCCUUCUCGCUCGGAGGCUACGGAAUGCCAUUACAGCAACCUCCACCGCCAUCACAACAACAGCAGCAGCAAACAGUUGAUAAUGCAGGACACAACAGCGAAGCACAGUACACAGCCAUCCAGCUUGCCCUUGCAGCUUUUGUUCAGCAAAGCCAAGGGAUCUCCGUCGUCGACAUUACUACCCUGAUUAACCACCUGGAGUUGCUCAUGAAAGACUGUUCCCAGGCCAAUAUUCAGGCAGGAAAGAACUGGGUUGUUCACAUUUGUCAGAACCCACAACAAUACGACCUCCUUGUACGCGCCCUGGUUUCGAUUGCCAUCUCGCGGCAAACAUUCGACGAGAAGCUGCAUAUCGUGUAUCUCACCAACGACAUUCUAUCGCAUUGCGAACGGAAGCAACAGCAGUGGAUCAAGGAAGCGAUCCACCCCAAUCUUGUCCCAAUGUUACGCGCCGCGUACUUUUUCCCGGGAGUCGACGAUGGUCAAAGGCAACGCGUCAUCAAGGUUUUGGACAUUUGGAGGAACAGAGAGUUUUUCCCGCCAGCCAUGAUCGACUCUAUGGAAAUGAAUCCGCAGUUUCAGCAACCAUUUUCACACCAGUACCCCGGUUUCCCGCACCACCCACAACAGCAACAGCAACAGCAACAGAUGCAGAACCAGCACCCGUUUCCGCAUCAUCCUCACCCUCAUCCUCAGCAGAUGCCUCACCACUCUGAGCCAUGGAUGUCGCAAGCUCCAGGACCAAACCCAGGCUUUCCUCCUUUUCAUGGGAAUCCUCCCGUACCUCAACAUCCACCUCAAGGAGUCCCACCACCACCAUUCCACCACCAACCCAAUCCUUACCCUCAGGCACCUACAUUUCAACCACCUCCGUUCCAACAACCGCAAUUCUCGCAUCCCCCACGGAAUAUCGCAGUAAUGGCACCAGUGCCAGCUCUAGCCCCGCCUCCUCCAGAGCCGUCUCACCGUGAUGUUCUCACACGCGAGCUGCAUGCAGGACAGAUGAUCUCCAAGAUCGAGGCUGAAGCAGACUAUUACGAGCCUUUGCCAGCAUACAUGUCGGUCCCCUUCAAGAAGAAGGUGCAUCAGGACAAGGAUUUACUGGAUAGUGUCGCUCAGUUUGUGCAGGAGACAAAUGCAAUCAAGGCGGAAGAGCUCGCGAAGGGCGACGAGGGGUGGCAUGAGGGCAAAUUGAACGAGUUUUACAGGAACCACGGCGACAAGCGGAAAGAGGCAUUCUCUGAGAACCCACGCCGACGUCGCAGUCGCCAACGGUCUAAUACCUCUGUCCGCAAGAGAGAGAUGGGGUUAAGGAGACGUCCCGGUCGUAUUCAAGAAGUCGAUCCAGGAGCAGCUCACCUCAGUAUCGUCGUCAGGGUAGGAAGGGAGGCCGAGAUCGAAGCGGAAGUCGGGGCAGGAGCAGGAAUCGAGGAAGGAGCAUGA